AAAAACGCAUUAAGCAACCCCAACCCAUAACACUUUUUGUUUAUAAAAACACAUUUCAUCUGACACUUCCCACUGCCACUAUCAUCUUUCCCUUCUAUUCCCAUUCUUCUUCUUUUUCUUCUUCUUCUUCUUCUCCUUGUUCUUCUUCACAACAAUAAUUAUUUAAUUUCAACCAUUAAUUCAAUUAAUAAACCCAAACCUUGUUCUCUUCUCUUUUUUUCAUUCUCUUGAACCCACAUUAUGGGUUCUGUUUCAACCUUCUUCUUCUUUUUGCUUCUCAUUAUUACUCUCUUUUCACAAUGCCAAUCCUUACCGUUCAAAAAAACUUACAUAGUUCACAUGAAAGACCACGAUAAGCCUACUGUAUACCCAACCCAUCACGAUUGGUACUCUUCAACUCUCCAAUCUCUCUCCAUUUCAACCGAUUCCGACGACAUUGACUCCGAUCCAUUUCUCUAUUCUUACACAACCGCUUAUAACGGUUUCGCUGCAUCACUUAACGAACAACAAGCCAAAACACUACUCCAAAACGACGCCGUUUUGGGAAUUUACGAAGAUACCUUUUACCAUCUUCACACUACAAGAACACCACAGUUUCUUGGUUUAGAAACUGAAACUGGUUUAUGGGAAGGUCAUAGAACUCAAGAGUUAGAUCAAGCGUCACACGAUGUUAUCAUUGGUGUGCUUGACACUGGAGUGUGGCCUGAAUCUUUGAGUUUUAACGAUAAUGGUUUGCCUCAGAUUCCCACGCGCUGGCGUGGCGCGUGUGAGAAUGCACCUGAUUUUAAUUCUUCUGUUUGUAACAGAAAACUCAUCGGAGCAAGAAGCUUCUCGAGAGGCUUUCAUAUGGCUUCUGGUUAUGGAAAAGGUGAUAAAGAUAAAGAGAUUGUUUCUCCUCGUGAUAGUGACGGACAUGGAACUCAUACGGCGAGCACCGCCGCGGGAUCUCACGUCGGAAAUGCAAGUUUUCUCGGUUACGCUGCCGGAACAGCGAGAGGUAUGGCUCCUCAAGCGCGUGUUGCUGCUUACAAAGUUUGUUGGACUGACGGUUGUUUUGCUUCGGACAUUCUCGCCGGAAUGGAUCGUGCUAUUCAAGACGGUGUCGAUGUGCUUUCUCUUUCUCUCGGCGGUGGAUCUGCUCCGUAUUUUCACGACACAAUCGCGAUCGGAGCUUUCGCCGCGGUUGAACGAGGAAUCUUCGUUUCAUGCUCCGCCGGAAACAGCGGUCCGACUAAAGCUUCACUCGCUAACGUCGCGCCGUGGAUUAUGACGGUUGGAGCCGGAACUCUAGACCGAGAUUUUCCGGCUUAUGCGACGUUAGGUAAUAAAAAACGGUUUUCGGGAGUUUCACUUUACAGUGGAAAAGGAAUGGGAAAUAAACCGGUUAGUUUGGUUUAUUUCAAAGGUUCAAAUUCAAACCAAUCCGCAAGUAUUUGUUUAGCCGGUUCACUUAACCCGGAUUUAGUUCGUGGAAAAGUAGUUAUAUGCGAUAGAGGAAUCAACGCGCGCGUGGAGAAAGGUAAAGUUGUAAAAGAAGCCGGAGGAAUUGGAAUGAUACUUGCGAACACCGUCGCGAGUGGGGAAGAGUUAGUAGCGGAUAGUCACCUGUUACCGGCUGUGGCGGUAGGGAGAAUAGUUGGUGAUGAGAUCAGAGAGUAUGUAUCGUCUGAUUCUAAUCCAACGGCUUUGCUUAGUUUUGGUGGAACUGUUUUGAACGUUAGACCUUCACCUGUUGUAGCAGCGUUUAGUUCAAGAGGACCUAAUAUGAUAACUAAAGAGAUUUUGAAACCUGAUGUUAUUGGGCCUGGUGUUAAUAUUUUGGCUGGUUGGUCAGAAGCUGUUGGGCCCUCUGGGUUGGUUGAAGAUACUCGGAAAACUCAGUUCAAUAUUAUGUCAGGUACUUCAAUGUCUUGUCCACACAUAAGUGGGUUAGCUGCACUACUGAAAGCAGCUCAUCCAACUUGGAGUCCAAGUGCGAUUAAAUCAGCACUUAUGACAACGGCUUAUAUACACGACAAUUCCAAGUCCCCACUUCGCGAUGCUGCUGAUAGAUCCUUUUCAACUCCAUGGGCUCAUGGUGCUGGCCAUGUCAAUCCGCAAAAAGCACUUUCUCCUGGCCUUGUUUAUGAUGCUUCAACAAGAGAUUACAUUACAUUCUUGUGCUCCUUAAACUACAACCCUGAGCAAAUCCAACUCAUUGUUAAGCGACGUGGUGUCAAUUGUACCAGGAAGUUCUCUAAUCCUGGUCAAUUGAAUUACCCGUCUUUCUCAAUCGUGUUUUCGGGCAAGAGGGUCGUGAGAUACACGCGCAUCUUGACAAAUGUUGGUGAGGCGGGUUCUGUCUAUAAUGUGGUGGCUGACGGGCCAUCUACGGUGGGGAUAAUAGUGAAGCCGAGUAGGCUUGUGUUUGAGAAAGUAGGGGAAAGAAAAAGGUACACGGUUACCUUUGUGUCUAAGAAAGGUGCUGGUGCAGUUAGGAAUGGAUUUGGUAGCAUCCUAUGGAGCAAUGCACAACACCAAGUUAGAAGCCCAGUUGCUUUUGCUUGGACAAAUUUGUGAGUGAGUUUGUGGAUUUGUAUUUUAAAUUUUAAAGUACUAUUUUAAAAGCCAACAAGCCUUUUCUUUGGUCAAAAAACAAAAAGGAGAGAAAAAAGUGCUUUGAAGCUUUGAUGCCAUCCACAACAUAACAUUAUUUAGUUGGAAGUUUAGAAGGUUGUGCUUUCUUUGUUGUGCUUUUUUUAAAUGUGGGGAAUGUUGGUAAACACAUAUUAAGAUUGAAAAAGGGAGUGAGGAUAUAUGUUCUUGUAAUUUGUUUUAGUUGUUGUGUGUACGGUGUACCUGGAAAAAUACAAAUGUUACAAAACAAGGACAUUAGUGCAAAA
This is a messenger RNA of Trifolium pratense (red clover), 2882 nucleotides long. Its product is annotated as subtilisin-like protease SBT1.8. Gene Ontology annotation, molecular function: serine-type endopeptidase activity. The record is from RefSeq and is a predicted model, not a curated record. NCBI's taxonomy places the organism in Eukaryota, Viridiplantae, Streptophyta, Magnoliopsida, Fabales, Fabaceae. The transcript has 2 exons. Gene Ontology annotation, biological process: proteolysis. Bases 241 to 2559 code for a protein of 772 amino acids.